Ilex paraguariensis (yerba mate) is the source of this 2220-nucleotide messenger RNA. The record is from the annotation of a GenBank genome assembly. Lineage: Eukaryota; Viridiplantae; Streptophyta; Magnoliopsida; Aquifoliales; Aquifoliaceae.
AUGGAGUCCAAAGAAGACGACCCAACGCUUGUCAAGCUCGAAUCAGCAUGUUCCGAUCUCAAAAACAUCCUUCAAACCUCAGUUAACAUGGAGGAAAGUCUAGGAAAGAUGGACAAAAAGUUUGAUGAUCUGCAAGAAACUCUAACAAGGACCUCAAGAAGAGUAGCUCCAUUGCAGUCCUUGUCCAUUGCAGCCAAAGCACUCGAUACAAGAAUCAACCGAGCUGUUUCUCCAGCUCUUGCCCUCCUCGAUAGUUUCAAGCUCUCAGAGUCCCUCCAGCGUAAACUUCUCGAUCUUUCUUCUAAAUUAUCCGACGAGAAGUCGCCGGAGAAGAGUCUCAAGAAGCUGAUCAAGUAUGUCGACUGCGUCGACAAACUCAACGACGCCGUUAAUUCCAUCAGUCAGGAGUGUGAGCCGGCGAUUCAGAAGCUGCAAGAGGUGGUGGAGUUUUUGAGUAGGACUAAGGCGACGGAUCAGUACAGGACUUAUCGAUUGAGAGAGACUUUGAUGACUCUCAAAGCUCUUUAUGAGACGGAGGUCGAUGCCAUGAGGUUUGAUGGAUUGCUUGAUGAGGCUUUGCUGUAUUUGCAAUAUGAGUAUGAGAUUUUAUUGCAGCAGUUGAGGCAUCGGAACAUAGUGGAGGCGCAAGGUGGUGAUGAGGCGGAGAUGGUUGUUUCCGAUUUAGGUAGUGAGCUGGAGGUAGAGGUUCUUAGGCGAAUUUCAGAGACUCUUGCGGCCAAUGAUUGUCUCGACAUAUGUAUCGACAUUUUUGUCAAGGUAAGGUAUAGAAGAGCUGCAAAAGCAUUAAUGAGAUUAAACCCUGAUUAUCUCAGAACUUACAACCCUGAAGAAAUUGAUGAGAUGGAGUGGGAGAGCUUAGAGACAGCAAUAACUCUCUGGAUUCAACACUUCGAGUUGGCAGUGAAAACAGUUUUUGUAUCAGAGAAGAACCUUUGUAAUCAAGUGUUGGGAAACCUCAUGGAUGGGGUGGUAUGGCCAGAAUGCUUUGUCAAGAUUGCAGACAAGAUCAUGGCAGUAUUUUUUCGAUUUGGCGAAGGUGUUGCAAGAAGCAGUAAAGAACCCCAGAAGCUGUUCAAGCUUUUGGACAUGUUUGAUUCUUUAGAAAAACUCAAACCUGAGUUCAAUGAGAUAUUUGAAGGUGAAGCUGGAGUUGAUAUCUGUUCCCGGGGCCGAGAACUCGAAAAGCUCCUUGUCCAUGCUUCCACCAAAGUGUAUUGGGAGUUUGGCCUCCAAAUUGAAAGCAACCAAGAAGGUCUUCCUCCACCAGAAGACGGUUCAGUACCAAAGCUUGUUCGAUAUGCUACUAACUAUCUCAAAUACCUUGCAACUGAUACUUAUAGCGUACCAAUGGCCAAAGUUUUGAGGACAGAACAAGUAUGGAAAUCAGGCAUACUCUCAAAGCCAGAAACUGAUGAGAAUUUACUUAAAGACGCCAUUUCUGAUGUUAUGGAAGCACUCCAGAGGGACAUUGAGGCCAAAAAGACGCGCUACAAGAACAAAGUACUUGCCCAUGUAUUCACAAUGAAUACAUAUUGGUACAUUUACAUGAGGACUAAGAAUUCAGAACUUGGGAAGCUCUUGGGAGAGCAAUACAUGAAAAAGAAGUACAAGGUUGUUGCUGAAGAAUCGGCCUAUUUGUAUCAGAAACAAGCUUGGGGGCCUUUGGUGAAACUGCUUGAUAAUGAAGACUUGAAAAGAGCUAACAAAGAAGGAAUUGGUGCUCUGGUUAGAGGCAAAAUGGAGGCUUUCAUGAAGGGUUUUGAAGAGAUUUCACAGAAGCAUAGAAGCUCUUAUAGCAUACCUGAUGCUGAUUUGAGAGAGCAGAUAAGAGAGGCCACUGUUCAGUUUGUUGUGCCCGCUUAUACUGAGUUCUUGAACACACACUCCUCUGUUUUACAGGUGAAGUCCUGUCCAUCUCCUGAAUCAAUUCAAGGAUUAUUGAGUAAGAUUUUUCAGAAUGGUGAUCGAGUAGGCAAUGGGAAGACACUUAGGCGGCGUGAUUCAAGAGAUGGUACAGAAGUGAGGAGAUCGGGAUCAGUUGAGCAGUCUCGUGGCAGCAGAGAUUUUCGACGGUCCCAAUCAAAUACCAGUGAGUGUCUAGGAGUACUGUUGAUCGGUAGAGGCGGCUACUGCCCGCCUCCAUGGCCGCAUUUGAAGCAGCUCUUGUGGUAUUCAGUUCCAUUCACUGAGACCUUUUAA